Molecule: messenger RNA, 843 nt
Organism: Penicillium subrubescens
Lineage: Eukaryota; Fungi; Ascomycota; Eurotiomycetes; Eurotiales; Aspergillaceae
Exons: 4
Coding region: 1-843 (280 amino acids)
Molecular function (GO): S-adenosylmethionine-dependent methyltransferase activity
Source: RefSeq, a predicted model, not a curated record
AUGACACAGUCGAAUACAUCACAAACUAGCGGAGGUGGUCGCUUGCUCAAUACCUUCCUAAAUCGCCCCGUUGAGGAUCAUGGCUCAGGGUGGUCAAAUCUCUGGGAUUCGGGAGAAAGUGGGUUAUGGGACCGGGGCAAAGCGUCACCAGCCUUGGUAGACAUUGUCGAGCAAGAACGUGAGCUGCUCAACCCCUUUACUGCAGAUGGUAAAAGGAAGAAGGCACUUGUUCCUGGUUGUGGCCGCGGCUACGAUGUAGUCAUGUUAGCAUUGCAUGGGUUUGAUGCGUAUGGACUCGAGAUUUCAGACACAGCAGUGAAGGAAGCCGAGAAGUACGCAUCUGCCGAGUUAGCGAAGCCAUCCGCGUAUCACUUUGGUAGCGAGCAGCGUUCGUCUCGUACACCUGGCUUGGUGACAUUCUUCCAGGGCGACUUCUUCUCCUCUCAAUGGGAGUUUAAAGGAGGGAUUGAUGAGAACACCAAGUUCGAUGUGAUUUACGACUAUACGUUCCUAUGUGCACUACACCCCGAGCAACGGAGACAGUGGUCGGCAAGUAUGGCUCGGGUGACAAAGCCCGGAGGUCUUCUUGUCUGCUUAGAAUUUCCAUUGUACAAGGAUCCGAAGCUGCCAGGGCCGCCUUGGGGGCUGAAAGGAGUUCAUUGGAAUCUGCUAGCUGAAGGGGGCGACGGUAUCAUUACCGGAGAAGUUGGGGAAGGUGGAAAAGAAAGGAAGGUCGCUAGCUCAGAGGUCGGAGAUUUCCGCAGAGUUUUGUACGUAAAACCUGCCCGAUCAUACGAGGUGGCCAAGGGAACCGACAUGGUCAGCGUGUAUGUCCACAAAUAG